AUGAAGGAUUAUGAUGAACUUCUCAAAUACUAUGAAUUAUAUGAAACUAUUGGGACAGGUGGCUUUGCAAAGGUCAAACUUGCCCGCCAUAUCCUCACUGGAGAAAUGGUCGCUAUAAAAAUCAUGGAUAAAAAUGCACUAGGGAGUGAUUUGCCCCGGAUCAAAACAGAGAUUGAUGCCCUGAAGAACCUGAGACAUCAGCAUAUAUGUCAACUCUACCAUGUGUUAGAGACAGCCAACAAAAUAUUCAUAGUUCUGGAGUAUUGCCCUGGAGGAGAGCUGUUUGACUACAUAAUUUCCCAGGAUCGCCUGUCGGAGGAGGAGACCCGAGUUGUCUUCCGUCAGAUCGUCUCUGCAGUUGCUUACGUGCACAGCCAGGGCUAUGCUCACAGGGAUCUCAAACCAGAAAAUUUGUUAUUUGAUGAAUAUCAUAAAGUAAAGCUGAUUGACUUUGGUCUCUGUGGGAAACCCAAGGGUAACAAGGAUUACCAUCUACAGACAUGCUGUGGGAGUCUUGCUUAUGCAGCGCCCGAAUUAAUACAAGGCAAAUCGUAUCUGGGAUCAGAGGCAGAUGUUUGGAGCAUGGGCAUACUCUUUUAUGUGCUUAUGUGUGGCUUUCUACCAUUUGAUGAUGAUAAUGUUAUGGUUUUAUACAAGAAGAUUAUGAGAGGUAAAUAUGAGGUUCCUAAGUGGCUCUCUCCCAGUAGCACUCUGCUUCUUCAACAAAUGCUACAGGUGGACCCAAAGAAACGGAUUUCUGUGAAAAAUCUAUUGAGCCAUCCCUGGGUCAUGCAAGAUUACAACUGUCCUGUUGAGUGGCAAAGCAAGAAUCCUCUUAUUCACCUUGACGAAGAUUGUGUAACGGAACUUUCUGUACAUCACAGAAAUAACAGGCAAACAAUGGAGGAUUUAAUUUCAUUGUGGCAAUAUGAUCAUCUGACAGCGACCUAUCUUCUGCUUCUAGCCAAGAAGGCUCGGGGAAAACCAGUUCGUUUAAGGCUUCCUUCUUUUUCCUGUGGACAAGCCAGUGGCACCCCAUUCACAAACAUUGAGUCAAAGAACCUGAGUCUAGAAGAUGUGGCCACAAGUGAUGAAAAUUAUGUGGCUGGAUUAAUAGACUAUGAAUGGUGCGAGGACAAUUUAUCAACAGGUGUGACUACUCCCCAAACACCACAGUUUGCCAAGCAUUGGACAGAAUCAAAUUGUCUGGACUCUCAAUCAUUAACUCCAGGUUUAUGCAGAGCAUCUGCCAAUAAAUUAAAGAACAAAGAGAAUAUAUAUACUCCUAAGUCCUCUGUAAAGAAUGAAGAGUGCUUUGUACUUCCAGAGCCAAAGACUCCAGUUAAUAAGAACCAGCAUAAAAGAGAAAUACUCACUACACCAAAUCAUUACACUACACCCUCAAAAGUCAGAAACCAGCGCCCAAAGGAAACCCCAACUAAAACGCCAGUAAAUUCUGCAGGAACAGGUGUCAUUAGCCCUGAGAGGCGGUGUCGCUCAGUGGAACUGGAUAUCAACCAAGCACAUGUAGAGGACACUCCCAAAAGAAAAGGAACCAAAGUGUUCGGCAGCCUGGAAAGGGGAUUGGAUAAGGUUAUCACUGCGCUCAGCAGGAGCAAAAGGAAGGGCUCUACCAAAGGUGGGCCAAGAAGACUAAAGCUUCACUACAAUGUCACUACAACCAAACUAGUGAAUCCGGAUCAACUCUUGAAUGAAAUAAUGUCUGUUCUUCCAAAGAAGCAUGUUGAUUUUGUGCAAAAGGGCUAUACACUGAAGUGUCAAACACAGUCAGAUUUUGGCAAAGUGACAAUGCAGUUUGAACUAGAAGUAUGCCAGCUUCAAAAACCUGAUGUGGUGGGUAUCAGGAGGCAGCGGCUUAAGGGUGAUGCCUGGGUUUACAAGAGAUUAGUGGAAGACAUCCUGUCCAGCUGCAAGGUGUGA
This is a messenger RNA of Pteronotus mesoamericanus, 1941 nucleotides long. RefSeq names its product maternal embryonic leucine zipper kinase (gene MELK). Gene Ontology annotation, cellular component: cytoplasm. The record is from RefSeq and is a predicted model, not a curated record. The transcript has 17 exons. NCBI's taxonomy places the organism in Eukaryota, Metazoa, Chordata, Mammalia, Chiroptera, Mormoopidae. Gene Ontology annotation, biological process: protein phosphorylation; intracellular signal transduction. Gene Ontology annotation, molecular function: protein serine/threonine kinase activity; ATP binding. Bases 1 to 1941 code for a protein of 646 amino acids.